CCGAGGACGACGCCGCACGCGGCGCAGAAACCACCGCAUCCACAACGCACACGAUGGAGCGAGCGACGCGAUACGUGCAGGCGGCGCUGGUAGCGUGCGUGGUGCUGCUGCUGGUGGCGGCGGUGGAAGCGGCGCCCAAGAGGGCGCUAUGGCCCGCCAGCGUGCCCUACAGCCCCACGGACAACGGCUGCAACGGGAAGCCCAAUGUGGAGCGGUUAUGCCAGCUCUGUGCAGCCUCGACCAAGUCCCCCAUGGUGUAUCCAAUGUGCUGCAAUGACAUGGAGGAUGUGCAGGUGUGGUGCAUCCGGUAUCUCAGUUUUGGCAUCCAGUGAAGAGUACCUCAUUAGUCUUCUGAUCCACCAGUGCCACUAAAUUAUUUUGGACAAUGCACUCACAAACAUUGACAGCAAAGACAAUGGUCGAUUAGAUCUAUAAUACUAAGUGCUGCCAUCAGUUACAGUUUUCAGUGGGUUUUUUGAAGACUGUAAUACAAACUAUCAUAUUAGGUACUGGAGGCUUUUGUAAGGCAAAUUAAUAUUACAACAAACUGUAGUUUUAAUACAGUUGAAGAAGAAACAGAACACAAGACUUGAGGGAAAGUGCUAUUCAUGCAUUAUUUUUAAUUCUGAGGUACUUAAAACCAUAAAGGCUGUGAAUUUGAUACUCCCACUUUAUUUAUUUUGUCCCUGUAUCUAUUUAUACUCUCCAAGUUUUGCAAUGAAAUUGCUCCAUGAAUGCGCAAAAUAUUUGAUAAGCUAUUAAAAUAUUUAUUUUAAAAAGAAAGCCAUUGUCUGUCACUAAAAAAAUGUACUUUCCAUGAAAGAAUGCUAUAGUACACAAAUUAUAUGAAAAUAUGUAGUGACAAUUAUUUAUGAAGCCUUUGUAGAGGAGUUACAUGCUACAAAAGCACAAGCAUGAAAAAGAAUUAUGACUUACUUGUUCAAUUAAAUGCUGUUUGCAAAAUGUAAUAUGUAUUGCCAAUAUAGAUUAUUUACUGGCAAAUGAUGUUUUCAAAAUCAUAAAUAAUACAAAAAUAUUUAUAUUAGGUAUCAUGUUAUAAUGUUAUUUAUUUAUAUUUUUAUAUUAUUUAUAUGAAAACAA
Schistocerca americana (American grasshopper) is the source of this 1101-nucleotide messenger RNA. RefSeq lists its product as uncharacterized. NCBI's taxonomy places the organism in Eukaryota, Metazoa, Arthropoda, Insecta, Orthoptera, Acrididae. The transcript has 3 exons. The record is from RefSeq and is a predicted model, not a curated record. The coding region runs from base 54 to 332 and encodes 92 amino acids.